AUGAAGUGGCUGCUCUUUGCAUUUGCUUGCCUUCAGGUCUCUGAGUGCAUUGUCAGGGAAGUGAAACUAUUUAAGGGUAAGUCAGUCCGUGGUAUCUUGGAAGAACGUGGUCUACUCAAGGACUUUUUAAAAGAACAUGGACACAAUCUGUGCUCAAAAUACCUCAGACCAUCCCAGGUGGACACAUCAGCUGCGACAGAAUCACUCAUAAACAGCCUGGAUCUGUCAUACUUUGGAACAAUCAGCAUUGGGAGUCCACCUAAUAGUUUCACCAUUAUCUUUGAUACAGGCUCUGCAAACCUUUCGGUUCCCUCUGGUUACUGUUCCAGUCCAGCAUGCGAUGAUCAUCGCAAGUUUAAUCCACAAGCGUCCUCAACAUUCCAGCUUUCAAACAGAUAUGUUUCCAUUCAAUAUGGUACAGGCAGCAUGACUGGUGUUCUGGGAUAUGAUACAGUCAGAGUAUCCAGCAUUGAUAUCACCCACCAGGAAUUUGGCUUAAGUACAAGAGAGCCAGGAUCUUUCCUUUACUAUGCCAGGUUUGAUGGAAUUCUGGGAUUGGCGUAUCCAAAUAUCGCUGCAUCGGAUGCCACCACUGUCUUCGAUAACAUGAUGUCUCAACAUCUGGUGGAGCAGCCUCUGUUCGCUUUUUACCUGACCAGUGCAAUCCUACUUUACAAAGAAGCAAAUCAUUCAUUAAUCGCAGGUAUAAAACCAUCUAGACUGCAUGAGUCUCCAGCACAGCUGAAGAAAUUGUGCAAAUCGCUUCUGCUGGCCACAGGUUUCUGCGAUCAUACAGCAAGCAGCAACAUGAAGUGGUUAAUCAUUUCACUGAUGUGUAUCCAGCUCUCUGAGUGUCUCCACAGGGUGCAUUUGCACAGGGGAAAGUCGAUCCGGGAAGUCCUGAAGGAGAAUGGGGAGCUGAAACAUUUCUUAGGAACUCACAGAUAUGAUCCUGCCUUGAAAUACCGAGCUUUGUACCCUGACUACCAAUAUCAGACUGGGAAUGAACCGCUUCUCGAUUACACGAACAGUUUAUACUAUGGCUCCAUUACUGUGGGUACCCCACCCCAGAGCUUUACUGCCCUGUUUGACACUGGAUCGUCUAACCUUUGGGUGCCAUCCAUCUACUGCAACAGUCCACCAUGCAGGAAUCAUGCACGAUUUAAUCCAACCCAAUCCUCAACAUUCACUUCAAGUGGACAAACGUUCAGCAUCAGUUAUGGCUCCGGUAGUAUGUCUGGAUAUCUCGGGUAUGAUACAGUGAAUGUUGCUGGCAUUUCCAUUCCAAACCAAGAACUUGGUCUCAGUGAAAGCGAACCGGGCAGUAAUUUUUAUUAUGCUCCAUUUGAUGGAAUCCUCGGUCUGGCAUACCCGCUUCUCUCAGCAGGAGGGUCUACGCCUGUGUUUGACAACAUGCUAAAAGACAACUUAUUGGAAGAGCCUCUGUUCUCGGUCUACUUGGGAAGUAAUCCAAAUAGUCAAGAUGGAGGUGAAGUGCUAUUUGGAGGGAUUGACGAUGGAUUAUACUCAGGUCAGCUUCAGUGGGCUCCUGUUAUUCAAGAAGUGUACUGGAACAUUGCCAUACAAGGUGUGCUUAUCAAUGGAAACCCUUUCUUCUGUUCUCAAGGCUGCCAAGCUAUAGUUGACACUGGAACAGCACUAAUCACAGUUCCAUAUGAAUACUUCAGAACAUUGUUAGAGGAAGUUGGUGCAUCAUACGAGAAUGAUGAGUUUGUUGUCAACUGCGACUACAUCGCAGACAUGCCGCCUUUGACCUUUGUAAUCAAUGGAGCUGAGUUCACACUUUCACCAUCAGCAUAUGUCCUUCAGAACGAUGGGUAUUGUACUGUUGGGGUUGAACCAACGUACCUCCCUGCCCCUACCGACGAUGGGCCGUUGUGGAUUCUGGGUCAAGUCUUCCUCAGAAGUUUCUAUUCUGUUUUUGACAGGGGGAACAACAGAAUAGGAUUCGCUCCAAUCGCCUAGGCAGCACUUGUACAAAUCCAGUUUGAUAUUUCAGCAUAUAAAGCAGGACUUUUUAAGCCAUUCAUUUCUUUGGUCCAAUAAGCUACUAUCCUUUUGACAUAUUGGUUUCACUAGUAAUGAAAAUCAGUAAAUUUUGAUAAGAGGCAGCAGAUCUGCAAUAAUAUUUUACAGACGAGUAUCAAGGUGCAAGUCUACCCCUAUUUAAUUUAUAGUAGAUGGAUGGCAAGCAUUUACUCAAGGUUAAUGGGUUUGUACUGGGUUAUAUUGUACUCAGAGGUUUGUCAUUUAAUCUCUCUGUCUUCCUCCCUUUAUCUGGCCCCAUACUUGCUGAAAGCCUGCUACACACAAUCCCUACAGUGCAGAUAAAGGCCAUCCUGCACCAACCCUCCCAAAGCAUCCUACCCAGACCCACAGCUGCACCCUAUCCCUGCAACCCCACAUUUAGCAUGGCCAAUCUACCUAACCUGCACAUUUUUGGACUGUGGGAGGAAACCGGAGCGCCCAGCAGAAACCCACACAGACACGGGGAGAAUGUGCAAACUGCACACAGGCAGCCACACAAGGCUGGAACCGAACCCCUGUCCCUGGCACUGUGUGGCAACAGAGAUAACCGCUCAGCUAUUGAUGCUGCCCCAUAUCUAAAUGGGACACAUUGCUCACUUUUUCCAAUGCCACUGAAAGAUUUUUGCCCUGAAAUCUUCAUAUUUUUUUCUCUCCCCACAGAUGCUGCCCAACUUUUUUUGAGUAUUUCCAGCAUAUCGUGUUUGAAUUCGGGACUUCUGCAAUACUUUGCUUUUAAAAAUCUCUGUCUGGCUAUCCACCGUACCCAUUUGCUGAAAUGUUAACCUCAAUGUGCUGUUGUGAAACAAUGAUUUGAAAUAAACAAAAUUGCAAUAAAAACA
Messenger RNA from Stegostoma tigrinum, 2888 nucleotides. RefSeq names its product gastricsin-like. The coding region runs from base 1 to 1986 and encodes 661 amino acids. Gene Ontology annotation, biological process: proteolysis. Lineage: Eukaryota; Metazoa; Chordata; Chondrichthyes; Orectolobiformes; Stegostomatidae. Gene Ontology annotation, molecular function: aspartic-type endopeptidase activity. The record is from RefSeq and is a predicted model, not a curated record. The transcript is spliced from 15 exons.